Molecule: messenger RNA, 5165 nt
Organism: Austrofundulus limnaeus
Lineage: Eukaryota; Metazoa; Chordata; Actinopteri; Cyprinodontiformes; Rivulidae
Gene: gria1a
Product: glutamate receptor, ionotropic, AMPA 1a
Cellular component (GO): membrane
Molecular function (GO): ligand-gated monoatomic ion channel activity
Source: RefSeq, a predicted model, not a curated record
CGCUGCACGUCUGCUUCGUCACGCCGUCCUUCCCCAUAGAGACGGCCAACCAGUUUGUCAUCCAGCUGAGGCCCGAGCUCCAGGACGCCCUGGUGGGAGUCAUCGAGCACUACGGUUGGACAAAGUUUGUCUACAUGUACAGCUCGGACUCAGGCCUGUCCGUGCUGCAGAAGGUUCUGGACACAGCAGCAGAGAAGAACUGGCUCGUGACUUCAGUCAACGUGGAGACCAUGACGAUGGCCUCCUUCCUGAAGGUGUUCCAGGAUCUGGACAAAGGGAAAGACGGACAGAUAAUCAUCGACUGUGAGACCAAGAGGCUCACUGGCAUCAUUGAAAAGAUUGUCGAGCAAAAAAAGAACGCUAAGAGCUACCACUACAUCCUCGCCAACCUGGGUUUCCUGGACAUUGACCUGACAGACCUGAGGAAAGGCGGCGCCAACAUCACCGGCUUCCAACUCGUCAACAAGUCUGAUCCCAGUGUGAGCCGCAUCGCCCAGCAGUGGAUGGAGUUUGAUAUAAAAGACAACAAAACCAAGACAGCACUCAAAUACACAGGUGCUCUGACGUAUGACGGCGUGAAAGUCAUGUCCACGGCCUUCCAGAAUCUGAGGAGACAGAGGAUAGACAUCUCGCGCCGGGGCAACGCUGGAGAGUGUCUGGCCAACCCACCAGCCCCUUGGGGACAGGGCAUAGACAUCCAGAGAGCCUUACAGCAGGUCCGCAUCGAUGGGUUGACGGGUCACAUUCAGUUCAACGAGAAAGGCCGCAGAACUAAUUACACUGUUAGUGUCAUGGAAUUGGCUCCUUCUGGACCCAAGCAGGUUGCCUACUGGAAUGAAGAGGAGAGAUACAUGACCACGGCUAGUUUCAUAAAGGCCAGUAAUGAGACCUAUGGACUUCAGAACAGGACGUAUAUAGUCACCACUAUUUUGGAGUCUCCGUAUGUGAUGACGAAGAAAAACCACGAGCAGCUCGUUGGGAACGAUAAGUAUGAAGGCUACAUUGUUGAGUUGGCUGCAGAGAUAGCCAAACAUGUGGGCUACCAGUACACACUGAAAAUCGUGUCCGACGGAAAAUAUGGAGCCAGAGACCCUGAAACCAAGAGGUGGAACGGCAUGGUUGGUGAACUGGUGUAUGGGAAAGCAGAUCUGGCUGUGGCUCCCCUCACCAUCACUCUUGUUCGCGAAGAAGUGAUCGACUUCUCUAAGCCUUUCAUGUCUUUGGGUAUUUCCAUCAUGAUCAAGAAGCCCACCAAAUCCAAACCGGGCGUGUUUUCCUUCCUGGACCCGCUGGCUUAUGAGAUUUGGAUGUGCAUCGUGUUCGCCUACAUCGGCGUCAGCGUCGUCCUCUUCCUCGUCAGCCGCUUCAGCCCGUACGAGUGGCACGCCGAGGACUGCGACGAGGCAUGCGAGCCACAGACGCCCACGCAGGCAGCGGCCUCCAACGGGGUGCAGCCGAGCCAGACGCCAACGCAGCAGAACACCAACCAGCAGAGUCUGGAACAGACCAACGAGUUUGGCAUCUUUAAUUCUCUUUGGUUUUCUCUGGGCGCCUUCAUGCAGCAGGGCUGCGAUAUCUCACCACGGUCCCUGUCCGGCCGCAUAGUGGGUGGAGUCUGGUGGUUCUUCACCCUCAUCAUCAUCUCCUCCUACACUGCCAACUUGGCUGCCUUCCUGACAGUGGAGAGGAUGGUGUCUCCUAUAGAGAGUGCUGAGGAUCUGGCUAAGCAGACAGAGAUUGCCUAUGGAACGUUAGAAGCAGGUUCCACCAAAGAGUUCUUCAGGAGCUCAAAAAUCGCCGUGUUCGAGAAGAUGUGGUCCUACAUGAAGUCGGCUGACCCAUCUGUGUUUGUAAAAACAACGGAUGAGGGAAUGAUGAGAGUCAGAAGGUCCAAGGGCAAGUACGCCUACCUGCUGGAGUCCACGAUGAACGAGUAUAUCGAGCAAAGGAAACCCUGCGACACCAUGAAGGUGGGGGGAAACCUGGACUCCAAAGGUUAUGGCAUCGCUACACCUAAGGGCUCCCCUCUCAGAAACCCAGUAAACCUGGCAGUGUUAAAAUUGAACGAGCAGGGCCUCUUGGACAAAUUGAAAAACAAGUGGUGGUACGACAAGGGCGAGUGCGGCAGCGGGGGCGGGGACUCCAAGGACAAGACGAGCGCUCUAAGCCUCAGCAACGUGGCCGGAGUUUUCUACAUCCUGAUUGGAGGCUUGGGCCUGGCCAUGCUGGUGGCACUGGUGGAGUUCUGCUACAAGUCCAGGACCGAGUCGCGCCGAAUGAAGCAAUCCAUCAACGACGCCAUGCGUUGCUCCACCUUGACCAGGAUGAGUGGCAAUGGAAGCGGAGGAGAGAACGGACGAAUCCUCACCCAUGACUUCCCCAAAACAGUUCAGACGCUGCCCUGUAUGAGCCACACUGCCAGCAUGGGACUGGGUGCCUCUGGCUGUGACCACCAUCAGACUGUGCUGGCAGCGACAGACUGGCAGGGUGGGGCAAAGGAGGAGCACAAGACUGAACCUCAUAAAGUCAUGGCUGUCUGGUUUGACCAAUCUGCUCUCCUGGCUGUCAAGGUGCCCAACUACAAAAUUUACUGCCAAAAUGCACUAUUGAACCGCUCCUGACAUACAAAGACUCCAUUUUUUUCUAAAACAAAUGGAUGUUUAAAAAGAGAUUUAGAGGGGAUAAAACGAAGAGGGAUAUGUGCUGCAAUAAAGAAGCCGUCAAUGCGRUAUGAUUUUGAGGUUGUUGUUUUUUUACAGUGUUCUUUCAUGUAAAAAAGAAAACUUUAUUCUUCAGUGUAACAACUGCGCUGUGCCAUUUUGAUGGAGCUGUUGACUUUCGUCUGCGUCUGCAAUACUCUCACUACAACUGCUGACAUCGUGCCACCUACACAUGCUUUCUGACUGGGGACGUGUCCUCGCAAAUGAGGAAGACAAACACUUGUGGCUGCUUCGAUGAUUUCUUUUUGGAACAUUUCCCACCGCCUUUUUUUUCGUUGACUCACCCUUUUACAAACACAUUCCAUUUUUUGACGUGCUCUGUUUGGCAGACCCCGUUUUUCUUUUUUUUUUUUUAUAAAGUUUUAAAGUGCUGCGAUAGAGCAGAGCCUGGUACGGAAGAGUUUGAUCGAUCGUCAACUGAAGGUUGUUGAAAACAGAAGCUSUCCUGGCCACAACAAAACACACAUUGCUGCUACGCUUGGUUUAACACGUCAUGCCUUGUCUGGUGCCACAAACACACGCAGGUAUACACUGUACCUCUGUUGCUUCUGAGACAUUGUUCACUCAGCAGGUUUUCUGAUUAGAGAAAAAGUCAAUGGGCAUAUUUAGAAAUGUCCAUKUUGAUCUGUAUGGGGGAACAAAUGAAGGGAACACUUUAGUUUUUGGCUAGCACUGAGGGACCUUACACUGUACUCCAUUGCUAAUGAAAUUCUGAGUAAAUCCAAAACUUGUGAGUCUUAUCCAAGAGCAGAGAUUAAAUUUUAUCUGRAGAAAAUCUUCCUUAUAUUUUUCCUUACUGUGGCUGUGUCAKUUCCCACACUCCUGUGACGUGUUGUCGUAGAUGUUAUUGAGGCCCUGUGCAUUGUGCAUGGGCUAUAAAAAGAAGGUAGGCCUCAUUUUAUUAGUGCUUGCUGAUGGUGGAAAAGAGACUGGGUCUGAUGCAGUUGGUGUGACUGACAGAUUCACCGCUUCUAUUUGUCUUGUUUGUUGAAGGCUGAGUUUAUAGUGAUCACUGUGCUUUUCAGGGAGUGCUCUGUUUCAUAUGUCAAGGAAAGAGAGAUCCAAAUUAGAGAUUCAGGUGAGAUGAGUGCAGGGGAGUAUAGAGUUGGUGGGCUAGAWUUGUCAAAGUACAGAAGAAAAUAUUUUAACACAGCUUUUACAGUUUGCAUUUCUAAUAGAUUUUUGUCAGUGAAUGAUUAACUCAUUAAAGAAAACCUGCAAGGAUGUAUUCAAAGUAACAAAGCCAUUGUUGUGUUUUGAUUGCAAAAAGUGUCCAAUUUGAAUUGCAGCCGGGGUCUUUCUAUGUGGAGUUUGCAUGCCGUCCUUGUGCCUGCCCAGAGACCUUAUCCGCAAUUCAAACACGUUGAAAUUGGGGAUAAUUGUGACGCUGUUCACUGUGUGCAUAUUUGUGUUGUGUCACUGUUCACCCUGUAAUAGACAAGCAACCGCCUCACACAGUGACAACUUGGGUAGGUUUGCACUUGACAAACAAUAUUAAUAAAAAAAAUCAAUAAUAAUACAAUUAAAGGUGAUCUUUAGAUUUUUGGAAGAUUUUAAAUAAUUUCACAAACUCCAGCUGUAAGGGUUUUAAUCAAGAAAAUACAAAAAUUGUAAUAAUGUAAUUUUUUGCGUGACUGCAUUUCUCUCAGAGGUUUAUUUUGAAUUAAUAGCAGAAACUGAGUAUAGAGUACUGAGCAAAGAACUGCCCUUUUUUCAURUUUUCUCACCAAAGAGUCAGACUUUCUUGAAAUCUUUGAAGGGAUGUUGAUGAGAAUUUCUUCAGGCUUUCUGGAGGGCUUUCAAAUAUGUUUUUUUAGGCCACUCAGUCAUAAGAAUAAUCAUUCAGGCUUAAAAAAAUGCUAUUAAAGACAAGGUUGACAGCCACUGUACUAUCUACUUAUAAAGAUACAAAUUGUAAAACUUGUCUGUUUGAGGCAUACUGUCUUCUGGUUAUUGCUGUCUCGGUCCUGAAAGCAUGAUCUGUUAAGCCAGUUCAUUUGUGCAUUAUCUUAAAACUACAGCAUAAAUAUGCUAUCAAUAAGUCCAAUAAAUAAUUUUCUAUGGUAUUUUAUUUUUUUCUGAGUAAAUUAUUAUUCAUUAAGGGAAUUAUAUUGUUUGAAAAUAGGUCCGUUCAUAGCAAGUAAUCUGCUUUGUAAAUCUAUUUUUAUUAAUAUAAGGAUGUUUUUUAUAUAUGCUAUAUUAAAACCUCAUACAGGAUAUAAUUUAGCACACUUUUAUUAUUAAGAAUAGAAAAAACUAUACUUUUUCCUAAAUUGAAUGCAUUAAUAGGUGAUUUGUAACUAUUUCUUUUAGCGCAUGUGCAAAUGAACUGACGAUACAGACGGUGCUUCCGAGACAUAUUGGAGAGUGACAAUGGCUGUGUCCAAAACGACAGGCCGGGUCCUCCGGAGGACCCAGAUUCCCCGGUCGCAGCGGGCCGGGUCC